AUGUAUGGAUGCACCUUAACGCUACCCUCGGCACGCAGGCACAAUCACCCCGCCAGGGGCGUGUUACACCUGUUGUGCUGCGGGAUGAGGCAAAGUGGCGCACCGUCAACACAUUCUUUUAUCAGUCUUGGUAUUAAGAUUGAUCAAGCAGUAGCUGUUGAUGCUGGGAUACGCAUCGUACCUAAAAGCGAAGACGAUUAUCGGAAGAUAAUUCGUCUUUUCAAAGAGGAAAAUGUUCCUCACCAUACAUUUCCCCUGCCCUCUGAGCGUAACAUUCACGCUGUUAUUAGAGGAAUCCUAGCGUCAACUGCUGAGCAGGAAAUCACAGAGGAGCUCGAACAGAAAGGAUAUACUCCCCUCCACGUAAUUCGCUUGAAGCGCAACGACGGCGUGUCCAUGCCUUUGGUGGUGGUGAUCCUGCCUAAGACAGAGAAGUCACAGUAA
This is a messenger RNA of Acanthoscelides obtectus, 444 nucleotides long. The record is from the annotation of a GenBank genome assembly. NCBI's taxonomy places the organism in Eukaryota, Metazoa, Arthropoda, Insecta, Coleoptera, Chrysomelidae.